Messenger RNA from Serinus canaria (Common canary), 753 nucleotides. Its product is annotated as NAD(P)(+)--arginine ADP-ribosyltransferase 2-like. The record is from RefSeq and is a predicted model, not a curated record. NCBI's taxonomy places the organism in Eukaryota, Metazoa, Chordata, Aves, Passeriformes, Fringillidae. The transcript has a single exon. Gene Ontology annotation, molecular function: NAD+ poly-ADP-ribosyltransferase activity; NAD+-protein-arginine ADP-ribosyltransferase activity. Bases 1 to 753 code for a protein of 250 amino acids.
AUGGCCCUCCUGGCUCACACCCUGGCACUGCUGGCAAUGACCAUGGCAACUGCCAUUGCCAUCAAGGUGGUGCCCCUGGACAUGGCCAGGGACUCCUUCGAUGACCAGUACCGGGGCUGUGGCCCUGCCAUGACAGCGGCGUUGCCAGCCCUCUUUAACUUCGAGUUCCAGGUUAAUCCUCUCUUCACCCAGACCUGGGUGAAGGCCGAGGCUGAGUGGCACAAGCGGGGAUCUCCUGUGUCCCCUCUGGUGUCCCCAGCCCAGGCCGUUGCUCUCAUGGCCUACACAACAAAGGACAUUUACAAGGACUUCAACGCGGCCGUGCGUGCAGCCGGGCGCUCCCGCCAGGAGUACCAGAACAACUUCCACUUCAAAACGCUGCAUUUCCUGCUGACCCAGGCACUGGUGAAACUGAAGCAGGCUCAGAACAGGCAUUGUCACCGCGUGUUCCGGGGUGUGCGUGACGUCCGGUUCCAGGCACGGCGUGGCCAGAGGGUCCGGUUUGGUCAAUUCACAUCGACGUCGCUGAGCAAAGAGGUCGCCCAAAAAUACGGGACGGACAGCAUAUUCGAGGUUCAGACGUGCCACGGUGUGGACAUCCAGGCUUUUUCCUUCUAUCUGAGCAACCGAGAGGUGCUGAUCCCGCCAUACGAAACCUUCAAGGUCACCAAAGUCACUCAGGAUGGGAAGAGAGCAAGGAUCAGUCUCCGCUCCACUGGAACCUUCAGCAAACACAACUGUGCAUGGCUGUGA